This is a messenger RNA of Solanum dulcamara, 2618 nucleotides long. RefSeq names its product probable serine/threonine-protein kinase WNK3. Lineage: Eukaryota; Viridiplantae; Streptophyta; Magnoliopsida; Solanales; Solanaceae. Bases 243 to 2123 code for a protein of 626 amino acids. Gene Ontology annotation, cellular component: cytoplasm. The transcript is spliced from 8 exons. Gene Ontology annotation, molecular function: ATP binding; protein serine/threonine kinase activity. The record is from RefSeq and is a predicted model, not a curated record. Gene Ontology annotation, biological process: protein phosphorylation; intracellular signal transduction.
CUUUUAUACGUUUCUCCUUCUCCUUCAUUUCUUCCAUACUAGUAUGCUUGGGUUUGGUGUGAUUGAGUCUUCUUCCGAUUCCCAAUACUGCUUCUACACGAAUUUUGAGAAGAAUUGUACUAUUCUUAUUUUGGGAAUACUUAAUUAUGCUAUUUCAGAUUGAUCUCAAAUUGAAUUGUUGUUUGACAAAUAGCUAGGUUUCGGAUUUUCUUCUCGCAACUAAAUUCAUUGGAACGAAGAGAAUGCAGCAGGAUUCUGUGUCUGAACAGGAACCCGACGAUUCUGAAUCUGAACCAGAGUUUGUCGAGCUCGAUCCUUCUGGUCGAUACGGCCGGUACAAGGAGGUUUUGGGAAAAGGAGCUUUCAAGAAAGUUUACCGAGCAUUUGAUGAAUUGGAGGGGAUUGAAGUAGCUUGGAACCAGGUUAAAUUGGCCGAUCUCUUGAGGAAUGCUGUGGACUUGGAGCGUCUUUAUUCUGAAGUUCAUUUGCUUAAAACCCUCAAGCACAAGAAUAUAAUCAAAUUCUAUAACUCAUGGGUUGACUCAAAGAAUGAGAAUAUCAACAUCAUUACUGAAAUUUUCACUUCCGGGACUUUAAGACAGUACCGUAAAAAACAUAAGAGGGUUGAUAUCAGAGCACUUAAGAAUUGGUCUAGGCAGAUAUUGGAGGGUCUCUCAUAUCUACAUGGUCACGACCCUCCAAUUAUUCAUCGGGAUCUUAAGUGUGAUAACAUUUUUAUCAAUGGUAACCAAGGGGAAGUUAAGAUUGGUGACUUGGGACUCGCUGCUAUUCUUUGCAAGGCUCGUGCUGCUCAUAGUGUCAUUGGUACACCAGAAUUCAUGGCGCCAGAACUUUAUGAAGAGGAAUACAAUGAGCUAGUAGAUAUCUAUGCCUUUGGCAUGUGCCUGCUGGAGCUUGUGACUUUUGAAUAUCCUUAUGUUGAGUGUGCCAAUGCUGCUCAAAUAUAUAAGAAAGUGACAGCAGGAAUUAAGCCUGCCUCAUUGGCAAAAGUGAAGGAUCCAAGUGUUAAAACCUUCAUAGAAAAAUGUAUUGCGGAAGCUUCUGAGCGGUUACCUGCUAAAAAACUAUUGGAUGACCCCUUUCUCCUUUCUGAUGAGGAUUCUGGAAACGUAGAUCGAUCUUUGAGCUUCAAUUCCAGACAUGCAGAUAUGAGUGAUGAUCAGUCUGAUAGUGGAAGAAGUACAAAGGACCCUUUGCCUGAAGGAGGCAGAGAUUUCACGGUGCAGGGCCAAAGAAAGGACCUAAAUACAAUAUUUCUUAAACUUCGAAUAACUGAUUCAGCAGGUCAUAUUAGGAACAUUCACUUCCCCUUUGAUAUUGAAGUUGAUACGGCGAAUGCCGUUGCUAGUGAAAUGGUCGAAGAGCUGGACCUGACAGAUCAGGAUGUUUCAGCAAUAGCAGAAAUGAUUGAUUCUGAAAUUCGGUCAUAUAUCCCAGAUUGGGCACCAAGAGAAAACUCUAGCAAUCACAUUACUGAUGAAGUUGCUCCCGAUAGCUGUACUUCUGGAGUCCGAGAUGAUGCUCCUCCCUUAACAAUUGAUCCUGCUAAUUCGGGUAGGCUUGUGUUGGAAAGACUCCCUUCAGGUCGAAAAUACUGGUCUGAUUCACCGAAAACAACCAGUAAUGGCAGCUCUCCACUCAGACAGGGGCCUUCAAACACGUCACUGACCGAUUCACCAACUCGUGAAGGUAGUUGGACAGAAGAAAAUGAAGAAUCAUCUGUUAUCCUGAGAGAAGGAGGGAGUUCACAUGUUGCUGCCUUACUUGGACACGAAGAUUAUGAAUCUGAGACUUACAUGGAUGAUGAUGCCAGUGUUCACCGUGAUUCUGACUUUGGUGACAAUGAUCAUUCUGCAGAUCUUAGUUAUGCUAGCGGGCUUCAUUCAUCAGAGGAAAGAAAUAACAUGAUCAGCAACAACUACUCAGCUGAUAUCAGACAAAUCACCAAGGAACUCGAGAAGCUGCGUGAUCUGCAGCAAAAGGAGCUAAACGAUCUCAAAAAGAAACAUGACUCGGCUAUCUCAGAUCUUCUAAGCAAGCUUCCUCCUGAGAUCCGUGGCAUUUAUGGUCAAAAUAUAUCUUCCCAUAAUUUGCAUUGCUGAUGUCCUGAAAACUCAAGUUCCUUUGUAAAGAUGCAAGUUGCUGUUUUGUCUUUUGCCACUCAAGUGUUGAGUUAUUCUUUGAUUGUACCAAUGACCUGACUGACCCUGAGAAGCUAGAGGGGAUAAGCAUGGACGUAUGUUUAGAUACAGAUUCAGCUCUAUCAAGGUUUAAAUCAGUUCAGGGUCAGGAAUUGAGGUAAUAUUGAAAGAGGAGACAGGGAAGCGAUGCGUCAAAGAUUGGUGACUCCAUUUGCUUUAUUAGUUAUUCGCACUUGCUUGCUUGUACGCUUAUGUAUAAUGCGUCUGCAAGUCAUGUUGCAGCUAAAACUAGGACCUUCAAUUUCAUGAAUUGUAUACUUGUACAUAUUUACCUCAGUAUUUAGCUAUUGAAAAUGUCGAUUGAAAUUAUUAAAGUUUUCUUUAAAAAAAUUAUCAUUGGUGUUCGUUAAAUCUGUAAAGAGAUACAGUAAUAUUUAUUUGAAUAAUUAUUUUCUA